AUGUCCUCCUCAACAGUUUUCAACACCGAGUACGACCUGUUCGAUUCCGACGACGGCCUCGGUGGCUCUCCCUUGCCCUUCAUCGACUUCAUCAACACAGAUUCCGACGCUCUCCAGUCUUUUGAGGCGUCUAGGACCGGAGAUCCUAAGGCGCUUCUCGCUCCAAAACCGCACAGCUCCGCACAGCCUGCCGGUGCCACCCCGGAAUCCCUCAACGCGUCAUUCCAGGACUCGGCGUCGGAUUCUUCGUCUUCCAAGAGGACCGGCAGCUCCUCCUCCACAAAGACCGGCAUCACGAGUGGGGACGUGAUGAUGACCGAUGGAUUGGACCUCAAGGCCGAGGCAGACUGGAACCCCGAGAAUUUUGUAAAUGGAAACGAGAAUGACUUCCUCGCCUUUGACGGCACAAUUGAUCCCUCGUCAAUUGAUGGCACAUUCAACUUCAGCGACAGAGGCAUGGAAAAUGCUUUUGAUUUCGGGAGUCCUUCGAACAGCCCGAGCCCGUUUGCUACGGGGACGAUAGAUGGUGCAUCCCCGCAGACACAGGCGACCUUCACCAACUCGUCGAUCAAGGGCUCACCCGCUGCUGCAAAGUCACCCGCCCGUGGCCAUAAUAAGGCCUUCUCACUAAUUAUAAGCCCGAUCCCUCCAAAGUCGCGUGUGGAGACACAGAUUCCUAUCCGGAUGGGCCUCUUCCCACUACCUCCAGGCAUCAAACGGCUACACCUGCCCACGCACACAAUUUCCAAGCCGAAGCUACUUGCUAAACCGAGACCCGAUCCGUCUGCAGACUUGCUUGAGCUUCACACGACCUUGGUCUGCACCAGUGCGAUGCAGAACCCUGAAAUGAAAAAGAAGGCUUUGGCUCGAGCGGCGGCAAAUGCACCUCCAUUCGCAGCCGAUUCCAGAUCAAACGAAGGUGCCUCGGAUGACGACGAAAAGCCUCAGAGCGGCGGGGAAGUUGGUAUUUGCGAUGGCUGCAUGAUGCGUGAACGUAAAAGAGCAGCCCGAAAGAAGGCUAAGAAGCCGGAGGAGGAGGAGAGCUGGUUGAAGGAUGAACGCAAGAGGGUUAUUGUCUUCAACACCCAGGAGAUCAAGGAGUGGCAGGCACCAACCGCUAUCGUGCCCAACACCAACCCCCCGGAGCAGUUCAUCACGAAUGGCGCCAUGCAGAUCGAUGCGCCCAUGAGAAUCGCUUGUUACUGCCGGCACCAUGGCGAGAAGUCUGGCUUUCAGGUUAUCUUUACUAUCAAGGACUGGCGCGGCCAACUCAUUGCACAGGCGCUAUCGCCUUCUAUCAUGAUCACCGAUGAUCACAAGACACAUACGCAGACGCAAUUCAACCAUGCUCUGACCAGUGGGCUCUUUGCAUCUGCUGGUGCCACUGCCACCCGAGUUCCACCUUCAGUAAUUCACAAAGUCAUUCCUAACGAGGGACCUAUUUCUGGGGGUGUUGAAGUGACUAUCUUGGGAGAGGGAUUCUAUCAGGGCCUUGAGGUCAUGUUUGGUGACCGCAGAGCAACAACGACUACCUUCUGGGGAGAGACAUCACUCCAUCCCAUCUUCAACUAUACGGACGACUACGAGAAUCAAUUGAUCCGUACUGCCUUAACAGUGAUGAGCGCUAAGAUGACUGGUAAAAUUGAAGACGCUCGCGAAAUUGCACGACGGUUGCAGAUGCCUGGCGGCGGCUCCUCAGGCGGCAAUGAUUACAAUGGCAAUGGCGGCAGCAGUGGCAAUACUUACAAUGUCAACUUCGAGACUCAGCUACUGAAGGUUCUAGAAUUCCUUGAUCUGGACGAUAGCACAAACAAGGCACGACUCAACCUGAGGAGAAAGUCAGGUCAUGCUAUGCUUCAUCUGGCUUGCGCCUUGGGAUUGCACCGUUUCGUAGCAGGACUGCUAGCACGCGGCGCCAACCCUGAUGUCAAGGAUAAGGGAGGUUUCACGCCAUUGCAUUUCGCCUCGUUGAAUGAUCAACCAGAGAUUGUGCGCCGUCUCAUCUAUGCUGGUGCGGAUCCUACACUCCGAUCCAUCAAUGGACUUACUGCCGCCGAUGUUGCUCAAUCGCGGGACGUGAUUCGAGCCAUUCGCCGUGUUGAACGGCAUGUCAGGUCUCGGAGUGGUGGCUCUCUGCAUAGCCGUGCAAGCAGUGCUACUUCCCUCCGAUCUCUCUGGGAGCCACCAUCGGCGCCAGUAGCAUCUGUCGAAUUCUCUACAGAAGAAUCAGAGUCCGCUGGAGAGAGCCCAGAGUACACUUCUGGAGAUUUCAAUUCAGAAGAGGAUGAUCUCGCCGCGGAUGGUAGUGCUUGGCUGGAAUUGAGACGAAGCAGCACUCGAGGCAGUGUGCACAGCCCCAUUGCUCAAGAUGGCGGUCGUACUCCUCUCCAUGUCACCAACGCUGAUGUUCCUGGUGGCCUCGCUUCUCCAACCGCAGCCAUGACAGCUUUCCGCGAUCAGGUCGCGGCACAGAUUCAUCAGUUCCAGCAGUCAAUGGCUUUGCAGCUACAGAACCUGCCACAUUUCCCGUACUUCAGCCAAAUGCCGAACAUGCCACCAAUGCCAGAUUACCAGGCCUAUCUGAACUCGGCGCCACCGGUGCUUCAACGCAUGACGUCUUUCUUACCUAAUAUGGGAGGCUCUCGCCCUGGGUCCGCAGGCGAGCAGCCGCAAUCAAAGGAGAUGGAGGGCAGAUGGUGGGGUGUAUCCUCUCUCAUGCCCACUUCAUCAGCGCCACCUCCGUCCUACGAUGAGAUCUUCCCUCAGCAAGAUCUAGACAAGAAGCAGUCCUCGGCUGCUCAAGCAGCUGCGGAGGCUGAGGCCGAUAGCAAGUGUGCAACUCUGUAUGACCAACCCAGCACGUCUAGCGCGCCUGUUCAGCAGUUACCCAAACUGUUGCAGAUUGGCCGCAAGAACGCUAUCACCAAGGAACAACAAGACAACCUGCGUCGAGCACAUGCCGAGAAUCUGAAGAGGUUGAGCAGAGACCGAAACCUCUUCUUUAUCUGGGAUUCGCAGAUCCCGCUGCUCGUCAUGAUUAUGUGCUCUAUGCUAUAUAGUCGCUUCCCGGGAGCAUUCUCAGCUGUGUUCAGUUUCUUGCCGUCUUUCACUUCCAACACUCAGGCUCUUCAGACUAUCCCAGAGCGGGUAGUCGAGAUUGCCUAA
Phaeoacremonium minimum UCRPA7 is the source of this 3165-nucleotide messenger RNA. RefSeq names its product putative ankyrin repeat protein. The record is from RefSeq and is a predicted model, not a curated record. Gene Ontology annotation, molecular function: protein binding. The transcript has 5 exons. NCBI's taxonomy places the organism in Eukaryota, Fungi, Ascomycota, Sordariomycetes, Togniniales, Togniniaceae. Bases 1 to 3165 code for a protein of 1054 amino acids.